CCUGAUAUACACAUCAAAUUAGCCAAUGAAAGUAGUACUCGUCCAAAAUGCUUUUAUAACGAUAGAUAUCAAUAUCUAUUCAAUCAGUAUUUUAUCAGGACAAUCAAUUAUGAUGUGUGCUUAUUGCAUUAUAUUGAUAGCAGUACAAUAAGUGAUGUCAGUCAAAAUAGCUUCAAAAAUGGAUCUAUUUUUUAUUCAUAUCCAGGAGAUGGAUUUUAUCCGAUCGAUUUUUCAUAUACCUUCCUGAAAAAUGAUACUUGCAGUUAUGUGGAAGUGGAAAUUGAUGAAUCUACCAUAACAAGAUCAGUUGAUUGCUUUCAAAGGCUUUUCCAUACAAAUAAAAUGCCAAUAAAGAUAUUCGCAUGCAGUUGUAAUCUCCAAAACAAUGGCAAUCACUGUGAUCGAAAGUUGGCAACAGAAAUUGCGGAUCGCGCAAAACGAUUUCCAAUCAAAUUAUUAACAAAGUGCUCGAAAUUUGAAGCAAUUGGGCUGGAGAUGAAAAAAAGUAAAUUGGUAUAUGCACGUCACACUUCUUAUUGCUUCGUGCUUAUACACCCAGUAUUUGACGAGGAUUCAAAUAUCACACGAUUCAAUAUCACAGGUGAUGCUGUAACACGACAAAUGGUGGAUGAAAGCGAAAUGCAUCUCAAUCAUAUCGCAUUUUCAAUGCUCAAUUUUGCCAUUGAAAUUAUAAUUCUUCUUAAUAAUUACAUAAUUUGCAUGACCGGUACGGAUACAAAAUUCUGCAAAACAUUCUGGUGGUAUAAUCUCGAAUCCACUGCCGGUAUUUGUUUUUGUCGUUCCUACGAUUUUGAUGCACUACCGUGCAAUCAAGGUCCAAAAAUGAUCGCGAUGACAAUAAAAACGUUUAUGGAGAAUGAAGGAUAUUAUGAAAAACCUUAUCUGACUCGUCACGUGUUUGAUUUACGUGGCUCAUUACUGUGUCAAUGGUCUUCUUUUUAUGCAGCUAUACUUGUUGAUCCUAAAACAGGCAAUUUUUAUGGACAUCCGAAAUGUGUUCCGAACGAGUUUGAUUUAUUAAAAAGCGAAAGAAAUCAUAGACCGAAAUCAUUUGGUAAAUGUAUCAUAAUCAUUGUAUCAUUGAAAUCAUUCAAAUAUUACGAUGAAAUCAAGUCCUGUUAA
Loa loa (African eye worm) is the source of this 1143-nucleotide messenger RNA. RefSeq lists its product as hypothetical. The transcript has 8 exons. The record is from RefSeq and is a predicted model, not a curated record. The annotation marks the transcript as partial. Lineage: Eukaryota; Metazoa; Nematoda; Chromadorea; Rhabditida; Onchocercidae.